AUUCGAGAAGUGAGGCCAAAGGUGACGUUAGUGGUGAGAAUGGCAGCAUCAGUGGCAAACUAUGAUUACAUUGUGGAUUGGGAGUUCCAAACGGACGGACUUAUCCGGGUUAAGGUUGGACUAAGUGGAAUAUUGAUGGUGAAAGGCUCUCCAUAUGUGAACAUGAAUCAAGUGAACCAAAAUGAGUAUCUCUAUGGUACCCUCUUAUCAGAAAACAUAAUUGGUGUAAUCCAUGAUCACUACAUAACUUUCCAUCUUGACAUGGAUAUCGAUGGAUCGAACAAUUCUUUCGUGAAGGUAAAUCUCCAGAAAGCAAUGACUUCUCCAGGCGAAUCGCCACGAAAAAGUUACUUAAAAGCAGUUAGAAAUGUGGCUAAAACUGAAAAAGAUGCACAAAUUAAGCUCAAGUUAUAUGAUCCUUCAGAAUUUCAUGUGAUUAAUCCUAGCAAGAAGUCAAGAGUUGGAAAUCCUGCUGGUUAUAAAAUUGUUCCUGGUGGUACUGCUGCUAGUUUACUUGAUCUUGAUGAUCCUCCACAGAAGAGAGGUGCUUUUACUAAUAACCAAAUUUGGGUCACUCCAUAUAAUGAAUCUGAGCAAUGGGCUGCUGGCUUGUUUGUUUACCAAAGUCAAGGUGAUGACACUCUUGCUAUUUGGUCUAACAGAGACAGGCCAAUUGAGAAUAAAGACAUAGUGUUGUGGUAUACAUUAGGUUUCCAUCAUAUUCCAUGUCAAGAGGACUUCCCAAUUAUGCCAACAGUAUCAUCAAGCUUUGAAAUAAAGCCAGUGAAUUUCUUUGAGAGCAACCCAAUUCUGAGCAUUCCACCUAAUUCUCCAAAUGACCUGCCAAAUUGCAAAGCUGCUGCUUCUGCUUGAUGAUCAGUUACACAAUGAAUAGUGUUCUUUCUCUUGUCAAAUGUGCAUAAUAUGUAAAAAUGAAGCCGCUAGACUUGGAUUUCGGGUACCUUAGUCUCAAAAUUUCAUGAAUAAAAAGUGAACGAGUUAGUUAAUUAGUUGCAGCUUCAUUUCCGAUGAUGUUGAAAUUAGGCAAAAGUUGUGUUUGACAGGGAAUUGAACACAAACAAUGAAACUUUGUAAAACUAAGCUAUAUGAAACUAUUGUGACACAGUUUGUAUCUUCAUAUAAAACAAUACUAUGGCCUAAAUAUGUCAAAUUGCAAUAGAUACAGGCUAAUUUCAUAUGAAACUGUGGAGUCAAAGCAAUUGCAACUUUGAACAAGUGAAGCAACAGUAUAGCAAUGGCGAAUUCCAGAAUGGCUGAUAAAAUAUGAAGUUAUCAUACUUUGAUAACACUAUUCUAACUAUUAUACAUAUUUUAUUUCAAAAUACUAGUGUACAUUUGUAGUAUCACAUCACUUAUUUUACAUUAUUGUAUUUGAUCUUAUAAAUACAAUAACCAGUGGGCAAAAUCAGUCUAGCCCCUUCUUUCAGAGUCUAUAUUACAUCUUCCUUAUAAUUUACUGGUUUUACUGAUAGAGUUCUAAAUGUGGUAACCUGGGCGUAGGGAUGGCGAAUAAGCUCUUGCUUUUCUUAAUGACAAGUCCAAAUCCAUCUGAAAGAUCAACUUUUUCGCGCUCUGGGAGUUUCCAAUCAAAGGAAUGCAGCGAUGAAGCCAAUACAAACAUAAGCAUUUUCUCAGCUAAAGGAAGGCCAGCGCAUAUUCUCCUCCCUGAUCCAAAUGGAAGGUAUUGUGUAUCCACCUACUAUUGCAGAUUUGCUCGGGCGCUUAGGGAUAAGUAAUGGUAAUGCAGGGUGCAGACGUAGCGUCUCCUUUAAAACUGCGUCAAGAUAGUGUAGUUUUGGCAAGUGGGAUUCUUCAACAAUGUUGUUCGUUCCUACGACAUGUUUCAAUUCUUGUUGAACCUUUGCCAUUAUCUCCGGGUUAUUAAGAAGCUCCGCCAUUACCCAUUCGACUGUUGUGAUUACAGUGUCAGUUCCACCAAUCACAAUAUCCUACUUAGCAAAAACAUAUAUGAAGUCGGGGGAAAGGAACAUUGUCAUCACAGGAAUUUAGUAAUGUUUGAUUUUAGCUGUAGGGGGACGCGACAUUCAUGUUUAGGUAUGUAUAUCUACCUCUUUUUAAGACUAUUAUAGCUAAUUAUGCUGCUCAAUCAUCUUAAGUAAGAACUGAAAUGUAUUCUCAUUUUUCUUUACUUUCUUAUCACAUUGAUCCUGUAUACUACUGUAAACACGAUUAAGCAGUUCGUAUAAGGCUGUUAAGUUUUCA
Molecule: messenger RNA, 2244 nt
Organism: Nicotiana tabacum (common tobacco)
Lineage: Eukaryota; Viridiplantae; Streptophyta; Magnoliopsida; Solanales; Solanaceae
Source: RefSeq, a predicted model, not a curated record